This is a messenger RNA of Contarinia nasturtii (swede midge), 998 nucleotides long. RefSeq lists its product as uncharacterized. Gene Ontology annotation, molecular function: chitin binding. The record is from RefSeq and is a predicted model, not a curated record. Bases 79 to 846 code for a protein of 255 amino acids. Gene Ontology annotation, cellular component: extracellular region. Lineage: Eukaryota; Metazoa; Arthropoda; Insecta; Diptera; Cecidomyiidae. The transcript is spliced from 2 exons.
AUAGCUUUCAAUGUGGAUCAUGACAUUCUAGUUGCAGCUGAACUUUUAAGAGCAUAGCAUAUUGAAAUAAGCUAUAAAAUGCAGUUUAAAAUUUUACUCGUUCCUAUUUUGUGUGUGGUUUACACAGUUGCGCGUGGUUCACCGAUUGUAGGCGGUUCACCGAUUGAAGGAGCAAUUGAAAGAAAUGAUGAUACCAGCGAAACAGUUCAAACUUCAGAUGUAGAUUCAACAGACCCAAGUGAAACCACCGAACCAACUACAACGACAAUUCAAGCUGAAACUACGAGCACAUCAGCAUCCGUUCCCAAAUUUAGUUGCACAUCUGUAGGGCGAUUCCCAUAUCCGGAUAGCUGUGCAAAAUACUAUUAUUGCUGGGAUACGUUAAAUAACCAUGCAAUAUUCUCUUGUCCAAAAGUAUUUCAUCCGGAAACCAAACGUUGUGUUGAAAAUUAUUCUGUGUGUGCAUCAGCACCCAACUGCACGUAUGACAAACAAGUGUUAGCCAAUCCAGAUGAUAGGUAUUCAUUUUUCGAGUGUAAUUUGAACAAAAAUUCCGAUCCAUAUGUAUAUGAAAUUCGACGCGGUGAAUGUGAAAAGGGACGGGAAUUUGAUGAACAAUUAGGAUUUUGCAAAUUAGUAUCAGACGAAUGGGCGUCAUCGGAAAAUCAUUCAGAAUGGUUUGAAUGUUCGACUGUUGGUAUAUUCAUCGAUUUUAGCAGUGACACCCACUAUGUUCAAUGCGUUGUGAAGAGCAUAUCAAAAGGCAUAUUGAGACCAUGCCGACAUAAAUGUCCGGCUAAUUCGAUAUUCAAUGGAAUCGAUAUGAAAUGUCAAGAACUAAAAUGAGACGUGAUGAGAUGAAUAUAUUCUAUAAUUUUAUUUAGAGUAGUGACGAGUUCUACUUCCUUACUUUCUAUUCCUAUCAAUAUUGUGGUAGAAAAUGACAAAUUCAUUCAAAUUUAAAUAAAAAAAAUUGUUAAGUUUGAACAUUUAAUUUA